AUAAACUAUUUGAAAUAGUUAAUUAAAAAAAUAAAGAUAAGUUGAUAAAACUAAACUUUUUGGUUUGAGAUUUGUUGUAGUAGGUAUUAUAAUGAUUGGUUGUGUAAUAUGGAGUAGAGAAAAUUAAAAAAAAAACGAGAAGGAAAAUUAAAAUCAAAAUGGAAAAAAAUAAAAUGAGAAAGAAAAUUGAAUGAAAAUGGAAAGAAAUAAAAUGAGAAGAAAAAUUGAAAUGAAAGUGACAACAAAUAUGUCAAAAAAAAAGAGAACCUUUAAAAAGUUGAGGGUAUUAUUGUCAAAAAGGGAUUGUUCUUUUUGUUAUGUGUUGUUCAUUUGUAAAUUCUAUCUAUUUUACUUGGAUUUAUAAAUUCACAAAUUAUAACUAACAUUAAUUCCCUGAUUUUAAUUCCAAGAAUUGUGUUUGUCCAUUCAUUCAUUCCAAACAUAAAAAAUUGGAAUUAUAAAUGAAUUCCAACUUUUUUUAAGGAAUUCAUUCAUUCCAAAGAGGCCCUAAGUAGAAUUGGAGAAGGCAUUGUGAUCUAGCAAACCGGCAUCAUUUGCAAUUUAUAAAUUCUGCAUAAAUAAUAAAGAUUGCAGAAUUAUUAAUAUAUAUUUUAUCAAUUAUUGUGUUAUUCGAAUUUUUUUUAUUUCAACUGUAGUCAAUUCUGUCAAAUUGAAUUAAUUCAAUCUAAUCUUAUUUAUAUAACAACCAUUGAAUGUCUCUAUUGUUAAUUUCAAUUGAAUCAAAAGAAAAGAUAACUCUCCAAUUAAAAUCAUGGUCAAUUGAGAAAAUUUGAUUAAAAUUAAAAAUUGGUCUUAACUAAUAAUUUUUUUAAAAAAUUAGUUAGAAUUAUCGGAACUAUCAAGGCUUUGCAAAAUUUUCCGGCUGCAUGUAUAUCUAAUGAUGACUCAGAUAACUUUUCUUCCAGUAUCAUAGUAUGAAAUUUGAACAAAUAAAUGUCUGAGAGCAAUGAAAUUAAUGUCAUUUAUUUAAUGUUCUCCCCGUCCACAAUGUAAUGAUUAACUUGAGUUUCAAUAAAACUAAAAUUUCUUUUUAGGAGAUAAAUUAAAACAGGAAAUUAUAGGAGAUUUCGGAUUUUUAAUUUUGUUUCCUAUUCUACCUUAUUGAAGAUUUUUCGUUUAACUUAAUUUCAAUUUUAUACCUCUGAAAUUAGAGUUUAAAUGAACUUGGGUUUCGAUAAUUUCGCUAAUUAUUAGACCAACUCAACCUAAAUAUAUUUCUCCAAAGAAUUUAUUCAUUCAAAGCACCGUUUCAGUUUUUCUUGAAUUCUUUUCGCACCUUUUCAACUCCAAAUCUCAAAAUCUUUGGUACCUUAAUCUCCAAGAAACCUAAACCCUUCUUAAACCCUAAAAACCCUCUUCAAUGGCGUCUUCAGUUUGCUUAAAGGACCUCUCAGUCUUUCACACAAUUGAUCGUCAAAUUCAUGAAAAAUUGGUCAUGAAAUUAGGGGUUGACUCUAAUUUAUCCAAGAAAAUUGUAGCUUUUUGGUAUUUGCUGGAAACAAAAGGUUAUACAAACUUCGUAUAUAACAUGUUAAUGUUAUCGGAUUCAUAUCUUUACGGUAUGACGAUGGAUGCAGUAAUCUGCUUAGAUUGUUGGAGUAAAAAUUGUCAUAGUUCUUGGAAUUUGCCAUUACCGUUCAUGCGUUUUAUUGUUAGUCAAGAUUUUUGUCUUGCAAAAGUGCUUGAAGAUAGAGCAGAUUGUUUAUCUUUGAUGAAAACUUUCUUGGAGAAUGUGUGUGAUAGGGUUUUUAUUGACUCUAAUCCAAGAAAGUUGGUAAAUGAACUUCAAAUUCAACCUGUGACGGCUAAUGGGUUAUCUGUCGCUAAUGGUUAUGGGUUACCUGUCGCUAAUGGUUAUGGGUUAUCCAAUUGUAAUGGAUUACCUGUCGCUAAUAGUAAUGGGUUCUCUAAUGGUUAUGGGUUAUCUAAUGGUUAUGGGUUACCUGUCGCUAAUGGUAACGGGUCAUCGGUCACUAAUGGUUUAUCCGUUGCUAAUUGUUAUGAGGUAUCUGUUGAUAACGGCUGCGGAUUAUCAGUGGCUAAUGCUAAUUGUAAUGGGUUAUCUGUCGCUAAUGGUAAUGGGUUAUCUGUCGCUAAUGGCCGUAGUAAUAGGUCAUCUACAAUCAAUGGUAGUGGGCUAUCUGUCGCUGAUAGUUACGGGUUAUCUGUCGCUGAUGAUUAUGGGUUAUCUGUUGCCAAUGGUAAUGGGUUAUCUGUUGCAAAUGGUCCUUGUAAUAGGUCAUCUACCAUUAAUGGCAGUGGGUUAUCUGUCGCUAAUGAUAAUGUGUUAUCUGUCACCAAUGGUAACGGAUAUUCUGUCGCUAAUAGUGGCGUAUCGGAUGAGACUCAGAAGGUUCAAUCUCGUAGGGCAGUUAUGGAAUCUGAGAAAAAAGAUGCAGCUGUUGCUUCUAAUAUUGAUCGAACACUGUUUAUUACAUUCUCAAAAGGACAUCCAAUAUCAAAAGAAGAACUUAGAGAUCUAAUAGUGAGGAAAUUCGGGGAUUGCGUAGAAUCGGUCUAUAUGAGAUCAGAACCGGAACCUCUAUUUGCCCGAGUUGUGAUUGACUCAGUGUCAGCAAUGUCAAGAAUUCUAGGGGACAAAGAUAUAGUAAAACUCGGCAUUCAUGGCAAAGAUGUUUGGGUUAGACGCUUUAUCCAAAACACACAGCAGGUUAGUUAGUAUAGCAGCAGUUAUGGUGUCAAUUUUUUUGUUAUUUUGAUGGAAAUGGUGUCAAUUAGUUUUAGUUUAGAAAGUCAACUCUAAUUUGUUUGUUUUUCAUUUAGAUAAGUACAAAUGUAAUUAUCUCUUGUAGCUUAAGUAGCACGAAUACGAAGACAUUGAUAUAGAAAACUCGGAAAUUGAAAACGGAAUAUAUAAUUUCGAAGUUUGAGAA
Mercurialis annua (annual mercury) is the source of this 2915-nucleotide messenger RNA. Its product is annotated as hyphally regulated cell wall protein 3-like. The transcript has 2 exons. Lineage: Eukaryota; Viridiplantae; Streptophyta; Magnoliopsida; Malpighiales; Euphorbiaceae. The record is from RefSeq and is a predicted model, not a curated record. The coding region runs from base 1382 to 2701 and encodes 439 amino acids.